AUGGAAAGGCUAAAUUUUGUUAAAAAUGGAGUGAGUAGAUUGCCUCCUGGUUUUCGUUUCCAGCCAACAGAUGAAGAGCUUGUCUUCCAGUACUUGAAAUGUAAGAUCUUUUCCUCCCAGUUGCCUGCUUCAAUCAUUCCUGAGAUCAAUAAUGUCAGCAAGUAUGAUCCCUGGGAUUUGCCAGGAAAUUGUGAUGAUGAAGAGAGGUACUUUUUCAGCUCCAAGGAAGUCAAGUAUCGAAGAGGAAAUCGUAUGAACCGAACAUCCAACUCUGGCUAUUGGAAGGCAACAGGAUCAGACAAAAAAAUUUCAUCAUCAAUAAAUAAUGGCAUUGUGGGAUUAAGAAAGACUCUUGUAUUCUAUGAAGGAAAAUCUCCAAAUGGGUCUCGAACUGAAUGGGUCAUGCAUGAAUAUCGACUCGUCAGUGUGGAAACUAGUGCUUCCAAUUCAUCACAGAAGGAUGCAAACGAGAUAGGGGAUUGGGUUCUGUGUCGCAUAUCCUUGAAGAAAAGAAGUAUAGAAAGUGAUAACAACACUACUCCAUCAGGAAGAACAAUGGUGAAUAAUGCUGAGAUGGCUCAGCCAAGAUUCUUUGAUUUUUUAAGUGUUCAUCACAAUUCACUUCCGGCUCCUGCACAUUCUUCUACGUCCUCAACUUGUUCAAGUUCCAAUAACGUUGUAGAUGUCUCUUUUCCUAACCAUGAAGAAACAAGUGGCUACGGCCAUUUUUAA
This is a messenger RNA of Sphenostylis stenocarpa, 732 nucleotides long. NCBI's taxonomy places the organism in Eukaryota, Viridiplantae, Streptophyta, Magnoliopsida, Fabales, Fabaceae. The record is from the annotation of a GenBank genome assembly.